Micropterus dolomieu (smallmouth bass) is the source of this 530-nucleotide messenger RNA. It is a transcript of the gene cfap276, whose product is annotated as cilia and flagella associated protein 276. Bases 108 to 518 code for a protein of 136 amino acids. The transcript is spliced from 4 exons. Lineage: Eukaryota; Metazoa; Chordata; Actinopteri; Centrarchiformes; Centrarchidae. The record is from RefSeq and is a predicted model, not a curated record.
ACCCAGUCGUAAACAUACUAGGAGAUUUCUUCUUUAACAACAGAAACAACCACACAGUUCGCACAUAUUGUAUUUUUUCGCCACCUUACUUGGUGUUGUCAUCAAAUAUGUCAGGCCGGGAUCCUUUCCCCUCCCCAAAGUUUGAAAACGGCUUCACUCUCAGCGGCUUUCUGCCGCAGCAGAAAAAAACAUUUGAUAAACCAACUCACCUCGCCCAAACUGAGGAACCCUGGAGUCGCCUCCAUGAUACAGCCACUUUGGCCAGCACCCGGCGUAGUGUUCUGCAUUAUGAGCCUCAGGGUCAAAACGACAGCCUCGACUUUCAGCUUAAGUCUGUCUACGAUCACCACAAGGACUUCUUCUGGAGCAAGAACCAGGUUUUAUACCAGAAGGAGACCAUCUCUGAGGAGCAAAGGAAAGAAGAAUAUUUAAAGCAGGACAUGCUGGAAAAGGAACAACAGAAAGACAUCAGAGUGUGGAUCGACCCACAGAGGCGCUCCAUUUACAGCAUUAAAUGAAGCAUAAGUGAA